Messenger RNA from Salpingoeca rosetta, 1260 nucleotides. RefSeq lists its product as uncharacterized. The record is from RefSeq and is a predicted model, not a curated record. Bases 34 to 990 code for a protein of 318 amino acids. The transcript is spliced from 5 exons. NCBI's taxonomy places the organism in Eukaryota, Choanoflagellata, Craspedida, Salpingoecidae. Gene Ontology annotation, biological process: lipid metabolic process.
CUGACUUCAGGUUUUGGAGGACAACCAGCCACGAUGAUGCUCGCUGCCAACCUUGUUGUUGUUGUUGUUUUGGCUGCAGCCUUGUGCUGUUGCUGCACUGCUACUGCUACAACUGCUCUCGUUGCUGAUGUUGCUGUGCCGGCGAGGAGCAGCAACAACAACAACAACAGCAACCACAACAUCACGUUUGAUGUCAAGUUCCACCAGCGCAUGAUGAACUACACGUGGUCCAGUUUCUGUGAUCCCGCAGUGAUCAUGAACAACACCUGCGCCUUCUGCAGCGACCCAGACUUUCAUGCCGUUGGAACGCUGCAUGACAGCGUGACUGAGGCUUACGGCUAUGUUGGAUACAAUGCAAAGCAAGGCUGGAUCAUCUUGGGCUUUCGGGGCUCGUCAAACCUCGACAACUGGCUGGCAGACUUUGAUUUCAUCAAGGUAAAGUACAAUGACACGGAUGCCAAGGUGCACGCUGGUUUCUUUGCAGCGUGGUCGGGGGUGCGCGCUGCGGCUACAGGCCAUGUCGCCAACAUCCUCGCCAGCAAGUGCCCGCACUGCUCCAGGAUCAUCACUACUGGCCAUUCCCUUGGUUCAGCCAUCUCAGGCCUGGCGAGCCUUGACCUUGCGCUUGAGUACGGAAACAACAGCAAGGUUGCCGUGGAGAUGCACAACUUUGGCAUGCCGCGCGUGGGGGACGCCGCCUUUGCGUCCAUCUUCAAGCGCGCGGUGCCAUACUCCACACGCGUCGUGCACCGCAACGACAUUGUGCCACACCUGCCGCUGCAGGGCAUGGGGUUCCACCACGUGGCCACGGAGGUGUGGGACCAAAGCCCACAGACAGAGUCGCCGCCAAAUGCACAGACGUACAAGGUGUGCGAUGGCAGCGGGGAGGAUCCCACCUGCAGCGACAGUGUGCCCAUCUUGGAGUGGCACCCCAAGGACCACGACUACUACAUGGGCACAACGAACCACUACUGUCACUACGAUCACUGAGCGUGCACUACCAUACCCACAGGCAACGGGAACUUUUGUCAGCUUUGGGCCCCCACCCUGCUGCGUUCAUCACCCUGUCACAAAACACCUGUCAUGUUCUGUUACGUCACAUCCAUGUUGUCACUUGACCUGCUUGGCUUUGUCACCAGCAUUACUCAGUCCAGUUACGCUCAGUUCAGCUCGCUUUCGCCUCGUUCAUCCAUCCCUUCGCUUUCCGUGCUCUGUGAUGUGGUUGUGUUACAUUACAUUACAUUACAACAGUCAUUUCAG